Molecule: messenger RNA, 943 nt
Organism: Acyrthosiphon pisum (pea aphid)
Lineage: Eukaryota; Metazoa; Arthropoda; Insecta; Hemiptera; Aphididae
Product: 39S ribosomal protein L21, mitochondrial-like
Exons: 1
Coding region: 211-798 (195 amino acids)
Cellular component (GO): ribosome; mitochondrial large ribosomal subunit
Molecular function (GO): structural constituent of ribosome
Source: RefSeq, a predicted model, not a curated record
ACUUUCUGGAUUUGUGAGGUUAUGUAAAAUUUCGUAAAUCGUAAAUCGAAAUUCUCAAUACUUAAACUUGAGUCCUUAGACGCUAUUAACAUUUGUCGUAUUAUGUCCGGUUUUAUAUUAUAACAUUUAUCCAUGUAAUUAAUUACUCCGUUACUCUGGUCUAAGAAACUUACUAAAUUAACUAGCGUCUAAACAUCUUAGACAGCUAUAAUGCUGUGCAAUAAAUUACUGAAGUUCGCGAGCAAAACCGUUCAAACCGUGUCCACAAACCGAAUAGCUGUUGCUGCUGCAUCGAGCCUAAACGCGAGAUCGUUUUCAGCACCAAUCAGUCAGGAAUAUGUUGUCGACAAUACGGUAGCACACAAAACGUUUUCCGACACUAUAAUACAAACCGUCAACGAAGCCGUAAAAAACAAUAACCGAUUGUUUGCUGUCGUACAUAUAUGCGGUAAGCAGUUCAAAGUCACCGACAACGACCUGGUGCUGAUAGACGGUUACUGGCCCCCAAAUGUCGGGGAUCGUAUCAAGUUGCAAAAAGUGCUGUUGGUCGGUGGCAAAGACUUCACGCUGAUCGGCAGGCCCGUUUUGGACCCAGACACUGUGCAAGUCACCGCGACGGUGGUUGAUAAAGACCUGUCCCACACCAGAACAAAUUUCGAGCGUAUCAAACGUAAACAAUACAUGAGGAUUAACUUUAUACGAAAAGAAAUUACAAUACUCCGGAUCAACUCUGUAUUUAUAACACAAAAUAUUGAUAAUAGAAAAGAAGUUCAGGAAAUGGGAAGACGUGUAAUGUAAUCGCAGCUUAGAUAUUUUUAUAUCGUACGAAUUGAUUGUAGUUAAGAUAAUAUACCUUUGUAUAAUAAAUUGUAAUACACUUAGACUGUUUUAUUCCUAAUUAAUGAUUUAUCUGAAUAAUAAUUGGUUAAAUACUUAUGUUAAA